CUACGGUGUCCCGCGAAGUUCUAAAAGGACUCGCGCUCGCGUUGUUGAAAAUUUAGUUUUCCCUUUCUUCAAUGACGAUGGGUGACAUGAUAUCUGAGGAACUGGAAGAUUUGAUGCAUUUCUCCGUCCACGAUUUACCAGCUCGUGGUUAUUCGGUCAUGGAGGAGAUCCGGCGUCAGGGGAAGCUCUGUGAUGUUACCCUCAAGGUGGGAGAGCAUAAGUUUAGUGCCCACCGGAUUGUUCUGGCUGCUUCCAUUCCCUACUUCCACGCCAUGUUCACCAAUGACAUGGUCGAGUGCAAACAGGAUGAGAUCGUCAUGCAAGGCAUGGAUCCCAGUGCUCUAGAGGCGCUCAUCAAUUUUGCGUAUAACGGACACAUAGCCAUAGACCAGCAGAACGUUCAAGCGCUCCUGAUAGGCGCCAGUUUCCUGCAGCUGCAGAAUGUUAAAGAUGCCUGCUGCUCUUUCCUUCAGGAGAGGUUGCAUCCAAAGAACUGCCUGGGUGUGCGGCAGUUCGCCGAGACCAUGAUGUGCACGACGCUGUAUGACGCCGCCAACAGCUUCGUGCAUCAGCACUUCGUGGAGGUUUCUGUGUCCGAGGAGUUUCUGAGCCUGCGGCCCGACGAGGUGCUCGAGCUGGUCGGCUGUGAUGAGCUCAAUGUCAAGGCUGAGGAGCAGGUGUUCGAGGCCGUUCUUGCGUGGGUGAGGCAUCAGAGAGAAGACCGCCAGUCCUGCCUGCCCGAGCUGCUUUCCAAGACCCGACUGCCCCUGUGCCGACCCCAGUUCCUGGCUGAUCGCGUCCAACAGGACGAGCUGGUGCGCUGCUGCCACAAAUGCAGGGAUCUGGUAGAUGAGGCAAAGGAUUAUCAUCUAAUGCCAGAGCGCCGGCCGCACCUGCCUGCCUAUAAGACACGGCAAAGAUGCUGCACGUCCAUCGCCGGGUUAAUCUAUGCAGUCGGAGGACUCAACAGUGCAGGUGACUCGUUAAACGUCGUGGAAGUAUUUGAUCCAAUUGGUAACUGUUGGGAACGCUGUCAGCAAAUGAGCACGGCGCGGAGUCGAGUGGGCGUGGCUGUGGUCAACGGGCUACUGUAUGCUAUUGGGGGCUACGACGGCCAGUCUCGGCUCAGCACAGUCGAAGUCUACAACCCAGAAACGGACACGUGGAGUAAAGUAGCCAGCAUGAACAGUCAACGCAGCGCAAUGGGAACGGUGGUAGUCGACGGACACAUAUACGUCUGUGGUGGCUACGAUGGCAAGUCCUCACUCAAUUCAGUGGAGUGCUAUUCUACAGAAACGGACAGAUGGACAAUAGUGACAGAGAUGAGCGCGAGUCGCAGUGCCGCAGGCGUGACGUUAUUUGAAGGGAGGAUAUACGUUUCGGGCGGACACGACGGUCUGCAGAUUUUCAACACGGUGGAGUAUUACAACCAGCACACGGCGCAGUGGCACCCCCUGUCCCCCAUGCUCAACAAGAGGUGCAGGCACGGUGCAGCGGCUCUGGGCAGUCAGCUCUACGUGGUGGGCGGCUACGACGGCUCUGGUUUCCUGAGCGGUGCCGAGGUGUACAGCUCUGCAAGCGAGCAGUGGAGCCAUCUGGUGGCAAUGAACACGCGGCGCAGUCGAGUCUCUCUGGUCGCGAACUGCGGCCAUCUGUACGCCGUCGGGGGCUACGACGGCCAGUCCAACCUCAGCUCGGUGGAGAUGUACGACCCAGAGACUAACCGCUGGACGUUUAUGGCGCCCAUGGUGUGCCACGAAGGCGGCGUCGGGGUCGGCUGUAUACCUCUGCAACCAGCCUAGCCAAUAAAUCAAAAGGAUUUUUCCGAACGUCGUUUUUCUAAGCGCAGAACGUCCAUAACGCACUCGUGCAACUUGAUGUCCUGACGUACGUUCGCGUCGGAAUGGCCGUAUGCGACGUUACAGAAAACCUACACACAGUGUACACACGGUGCAGCGUUGACGGGGAUGUGGUGUAACGUCUUUAUUUUCAUCACGGUUUCAAAUCUGUAAAAAAAAAACAAAACAAAACAAAAAAAACUUUCAUUCGGGGCUUGGCUGUCUUUCGUAAGGUUCUACCGAGACGAUGCAGAAAGAAAUGCUCACUCGGUUCCUGUUCGCGUGUGUAAUAGUGUGUGCUCGGUUAGGGAAAUGUGCAUGAGUGAGCCAUAAAGGGAUAAAAAUCGCCUCAUCAACUGGAAGCUUAUAGUUAAGACAUGCAGGAUGGUACAAGUUAACCACUGACAAGCAAAUGUAUGUUAUUUGGGAGACUAUAAUCACACAUUAUUUAUAGGGAUUUCUAACAUUGAAUACAUUUUUUGUGAUUUUAUAGCAUGUGUUUUUUUUUUUUUUAAUUUUAUUUUAUUUUUUAUUAUAGCACAUUUUAUUUGGGAUAUCAUUUGUUCGGAGCGUUCCGAAGAAAACAUCCACCGGACGUGCCAUAUUCCACACGGUCAUGCUGGACCACGAUAGGAUCGAGCUCUACCGCUUCUCGGAGCGUACCGAAGAGCGCUCGUUGUUUCGAGACACGAUGGAAACUCCUAGUGGAGGGGAAAGGGUUGUGAUGACCGAUAACGACGGCCUGUCUUACCUCCUGAAUAGCUCUACGUUCCUCCUCUCAUGUGGAUGGAAGUCAGUGCAUUUAAUACCAAAAAAACAAAAACAAAAAAAAAAGAAGUGAAGCGAUGGCGUGGAAUUGCCUAACGACCAGCAUCGUCAGUGUCCUGUCUGUCAUGUGUGCAGUGGCGUGGAGUCCUGGUGGUGGAAGUUAGAAGCAUGUGUCCUGCCCACCAGACUCAGGUCCCCUCCCCCUUUCCCCAGCCAGCUGCUUUGUGUAAUCACUAGUAACAACUCCUAAUUUGGGAUUACUGACUGUGAAUUUCGAGUAUUGGAUGUCUUCAUUUCUUCCUUUCCUCUCUUCUUGACCGUUCCUCUGCUGAUCUUGAUUGAUGUUGAAUUUACUAUAUCCUAGAUCGUGUAUUGUAACGUUCAAUCAUGGUGCAGUAUUUUUAUACUACUUUUUUUUUUUUUUUUUUUUUUUUUUUUAAACAACAAAAAACAUUUUUUUUUUUAUUUCAGGACCACGAUUUUUUAUUUUGUAUUUUUUUAUGAUGUUGCACAUAAUAGUUGAGUUAAUCUAUCUUAACAUUGAGAAUCAAGUUUAUAGAUGUAUAUGUAUAGUAUAAUAUAUAUGUAAGCAGAGGAUUAUAACACGUGGCCCUAGUGAACCUGUAGUCUUUCUGAUCAUCUUUUAGCUACCUCUGUUUGAGAUGGGAGAGCUUUUGUGUGUGUGUGUGUGUGUGUGUGUGUGUGUGUGUGUGUGUGUGUGUGUGUGUGUGUGUGUGUGUGUGUGUGUGUGUGAGAGAGAGAGAGAGAGAGAGAGAGAGAGAGAGAGAGAGAGAGAGAGAGAGAGAGAGAGAGAGAGAGAGAGACGGAGACGGCCGAUCUGCUCACACAGUUUGUUUCAACUGCAGGAUCUCCAAACCUGGGACCGAAAUCUCAAGUGUGGGUCUUUUUCACGUUAUGGACAUCAUUUUGUAAAUGUCCUAAAUAAAUCAUGUUUUUUUUUUUUUUUUUUUUUUUUUUUUUUUAAAUGAACACAUUUUUCAAGCCAUUUGUCUUUUUUUUUUUAUAUGUAUUCGUGCCAGGACCCAAGUAGGACUACAGUAUAAAGUGUGUAUGGGUAACGGUGCAAGUAGUUAAAGCUACACAAAGUAGUGCACACUGUUCAGUGAGAAUUCAGGGCUGUGUCCCAAACCGCAUAACGCACAUUAAGUAGUACGCUUGAGUAGUAAUGACCAAGGUUAUUAUCGUUAACGGAAACUGCCAAGGAAACUGAAACGAUCAGUGACGUUAACUGAAAUUAAUAUCCAAGUAAAUGAAAACUAGACUGCAGUUAUAGCGUCCACGUGCAGUACGAACCCAAACCAAAUCGAAUUUCAGAGAAUAAUUCAGUUUUAUUUGUGUGGCGCUUUUAACGACGGACGUUGUCUCAAAGCAGCUUUACGGAAACGUAUAAACACGGGAUAGAGAUUUUAAGUGUGUUUUAUGAGUUUAUCCCUAUUGAGCGAGACGGUGGUGAUGGUGGUGACGUUCUCCCUAAGAUGAAAUGAGGAAGAAACGUUGAGAGGAAGCGGACUCAGAAGGGAACCCGUCCUCAUCUGGGUAACACCGGAUAGUGUGAAAGUAAAGGAAAGUUCAUUAUGGUGUUUAUAUGAAGUCUGUGUGUUGAACUAGUCCACCGUUCACUAAAGGAGACCUGAGUGUAAAACUGCAUGUGGUAAUUGAGGUCCCAAGGACAUCGCUGCAACCGUCGUCCCAGCAACCACAGCGUGAACGUCCAUGUGGAAAUGAGGUCCAGAGCCUUUUCCGUGGUACUUCAAGUGGUACGUCCUCAGCGAUCUCCCAGAAUGUAUCCUCCACUUGAUUAGCGCUCCAUCCAGAGGUAGGGUAUGAGGAUGGAUCAGGCAGGUCCGGAGUGCAGAAAGGCUCAGGAUCACUGACAUCUCCAUAAUAUCAUGUGUGGCUCGACAGAAGGAGAGAGGAAGAGAUGAAUAAAUGAAUAAAACUGUAUUUUAAAUGUUCGGGGGUUUGACUUAAGAACAGCAGUUGAACAGAGUGGAUCCAUAAUUGUUGUCGAAUCAUAAAUGACCAGUAGAUGGCAGGAUUAAAACCUCCAGCCCCCAAAUCUUUAUACCAAGAGCAACGGAAAUAUAUGUUGACGUAAUUUAUUUUGUAACAUUAUUGGUGUUCUGAAUUGAGUGUUUAGUUUGUAAUAAUAAAUCAGAUUAAAAUACUAAGAGGC
Ictalurus punctatus (channel catfish) is the source of this 4803-nucleotide messenger RNA. It is a transcript of the gene klhl18, whose product is annotated as kelch-like family member 18. The transcript is spliced from 10 exons. Bases 72 to 1802 code for a protein of 576 amino acids. Gene Ontology annotation, molecular function: protein binding. NCBI's taxonomy places the organism in Eukaryota, Metazoa, Chordata, Actinopteri, Siluriformes, Ictaluridae. The record is from RefSeq and is a predicted model, not a curated record.